Molecule: messenger RNA, 717 nt
Organism: Lactuca saligna
Lineage: Eukaryota; Viridiplantae; Streptophyta; Magnoliopsida; Asterales; Asteraceae
Source: the annotation of a GenBank genome assembly
AUGUGGGAUUGUGAAGGCAAUGAGAUUAAAGCAUGGAGAGGAACACGGAUGCCAAAGGUGUUUGAUAUUGCUGUUACUCCAAAUGGUGAAUAUUUGAUUACUAUUUUUUCAGAUAAAGAUAUUCGGAUACUAAACGUGGCUACAAAUGCUGAAAGAGUUAUCUCUGAAGAACACUCGAUUACAUCUCUUUCAGUUUCUGGUGACAACAAGUAUUUGAUUGUUAAUCUUAACAGCCAAGAGAUUCAUAUGUGGGAUGUUGAAGGGUUAUGGGAAAAACCUUUGAGAUAUAAGGGCCAUAGGCAACAUAAAUAUGUCAUUCGUUUUUAUUUGGUGGGGUCAAUAGCACCUUUAUUGCCAGUGGCAGCGAAAUUCACAGCUACAAGUAGCAAAGGAGCUGGACCUUCUAUGUUAGAAGGGCAAAGUGGCUAUGGUUCAACCAUGCAAGACUCACCAAAAUUCACAUCUGGAGACUACCCUGCAGCUACCCAAAAGUAUGAUUUCGUCCCUACCUUGAGCAACAAUCCACCUUUUAACAACAAGAAGAGUAAUAUUGGUUUGAUUGUAUGGAUUUUGGUUCCGGUUGUAGUUGACCUAGAUGCGUUCACUACAACUAUUGUUGUGAGCAUUGCCUUCUCUUUCAUUCCUGCUUCACUAGGCUUAGAGCAAUGGUUGCAAGAGAUGAGUUCAGAAGAAGAAGAAACAAGGCUGCAACUAUAG